AGCCGGGCAGCGGAGCCGGGCAGCGGAGCCGGGCAGCGGAGCCGGGCAGCGGAGCCGGGCAGCGGAGCCGGGCAGCGGAGCCGGGAGCGCCGGGCAUGAGCGCGGCCGUGCGGAGGGUGCGGGCUGCGGGCGGGGGCCGCCUGGUCUGCGUGCAGUGGGAGGACGGCAGCGAGAGCAGCUACCCCUGCGUGUGGCUGCGGGACAGCUGCCAGUGCCCCCUCUGCUUCCUGCCCUCGGCCGGGGCGCGCAGGCUGCUCCUCGAGCACCUGGAUGUGGACAUCGUGGUGAAGGAGGUUGCUCUGGCAGGCGGCGAAAAGAUCUCUAUUACAUGGCCUGAUGAGCACACAAGUGAAUAUGAAGCUGAGUGGUUGAAGAAACGAUGCUUCUCUGAAGAAGCCAGAGCUGUAAUGCGAGCAGAUUUAUUUUUACCAGAACGUCAGUACUGGGGCUCAGACCUUCAGCUUCCCAAAAUACCUUUUGAAGAAGUCAUGAGCAAUGAUGAAAGUGCAUACAAGUGGUUGUGCACUCUAAAGAAAGUAGGAAUUGUUCUGCUGACGGGAGCUGCUACAAGGCAGGGAGAACUGAUUAGACUGGGCAACAGGAUUGGGUUCCUGCGUCUCACAUUUUAUGGACCAACUUGGCAAGUACAAGACAAAGCAGAUGCUAACAAUGUAGCUUAUACAACUGAGAGACUCUGUUUUCACACUGAUUACCCUGUUCUGCAGCACCCACCUGGGGUUCAGUUCCUUCAUUGUAUAAAGCAAACAGCUGCAGGAGGGGAAAGUGAAGUUGUAGAUGGAUUUCAUGUGUCCAACAAGCUGAAGAAACAAAAUCCUGAGGCAUAUCAGAUCCUGUCCUCUACUGCUGUAGACUACACUGAUGUUGGGGUGGAUUACUGUGAUUUUGCUAUGCACUGUAAACAAAGGAUUAUAGACACGGAUUCCAGAGGCCAAGCAAUUCGCAUCAAUUUUAAUAAUGCAACAAGAGACACAGUGUUUGAUAUACCAACUGAAAAAGUGAGGCCAUUUUAUGCAGCUCUAAAGGAAUUUAAUGAUUUAUUGAACAGCACAGAACACAAGUUUACUUUCAAGAUGAAACCAGGAGACAUACUGACGUUUGAUAACUGGCGUGUGCUUCAUGGUCGCCAAAGCUACCCAUCCUGUUCAGAAGUGACACGUCACCUGGAAGGUGCCUACGCAGACUGGGAUGUAGUCAUGUCAAGGCUCCAGCUCCUUAGGAAAAGAGUCCUGAAUAGGGAUUGAGCUUUCUUCUAACUAGAAUGAGCAAAACGUUGAUUAUCUAACCUCAAUCACAAAAGCAAUAUUAAAAAAAUGAGUCUUCUUUCCAGAAACUGACAUCACUUUUGACAAGGGCUUGUCUUGGGACCAGGGUGAAGGUUUUGAGCUGACAGAGGGUAGGUUUUGGUGAGAUAUUAGGAGGACAUUCUUUAUUGUGAGGGUGCUGAGGUACUGCAGCACGUUGCUUGGAGAAACUGUGGCUGCCCAGUCCCUGGAAGGGUUCAAGGCCAGGCUGGGGGGGUUGCAGCAGCCUGGGAAUAGUGAAAGGUAUCCUUAUUGCAGAGGGGGUGGAAUGAGAUGGUCUUUAAAGUCCCUUUCAACCCAAACCAUUCUAUGAGUCUGUCAUAAAUAUAUUUUUGAUUUCUAUAAGCUAAGAAACAUUUUGUUCAUAACAAUUUAAGGUUUAUCUGUGCCUUGGUCUUUGAAUCUAGGAAAUAUAUUGCUAUGUCUGUAAGUUUAUGUGCUUUUAUAAAAGCAGUGUGCAAAGUGGCUUGAAAGAUGAUCACUUCGCUGGCCUGACUGCUGAUCACAGUGCCUUCCUUCGCCUCUACAUAUCUACCUGCCAUCUUAUAGCAGCAAGAAAAGAAUGCGCUGGCAAUAAGUGUUUGCAAGACAACACUGAAGAAGCUUUUGGGCUGUAAAGGACAUGAUUUCACUCAGCUGUUGAAAUCCAGAAGUUCUAAUGCUGUGUUAGCUUUGUGCUGUUAAUGAUACAUCAGCUAACUGGGCUGUGGUCGACAGGUGAAGAAGCAGAAAAAAAAUACAUACCCAUUUUACUGUUUGAAAA
This is a messenger RNA of Onychostruthus taczanowskii (white-rumped snowfinch), 2085 nucleotides long. RefSeq names its product gamma-butyrobetaine hydroxylase 1 (gene BBOX1). The transcript is spliced from 7 exons. Bases 96 to 1262 code for a protein of 388 amino acids. Gene Ontology annotation, biological process: carnitine biosynthetic process. Gene Ontology annotation, cellular component: mitochondrion. Gene Ontology annotation, molecular function: iron ion binding; gamma-butyrobetaine dioxygenase activity. The record is from RefSeq and is a predicted model, not a curated record. Lineage: Eukaryota; Metazoa; Chordata; Aves; Passeriformes; Passeridae.